Prosopis cineraria is the source of this 900-nucleotide messenger RNA. Its product is annotated as kunitz type trypsin inhibitor 104-like. Gene Ontology annotation, molecular function: endopeptidase inhibitor activity. The transcript has a single exon. NCBI's taxonomy places the organism in Eukaryota, Viridiplantae, Streptophyta, Magnoliopsida, Fabales, Fabaceae. The record is from RefSeq and is a predicted model, not a curated record. Bases 69 to 683 code for a protein of 204 amino acids.
CCAUAAAUACCUGAUCCUUCCCUUCUCCGUAAAACACAACAUAUCCAUCCUUUUUCUAAACAAUCAAUAUGAAGUUGGCUUCCAGUUCAGCCCUUAGCCUUGCAUGGCUUCUCAUGAUAGCCACGCCAGCCCUAUCCCAAUCCGACAACGCCUCCGUUCUCGAUACGAACGGCCAUCCUCUCCAACGUGGCGUUGAGUACUACAUCAAGCCCGCUAUCACCGACUCCGGCGGCCGCUUCACUCUCAUCAACCGCAAUGGCUCCUGCCCUCUCUAUGUCGGCCAGGAAAACAACGACGCUGGGGAAGGUCAGCCAGCGACCUUCUCGCCGUAUGCCGGAGAAGACAACGUCGUGAAGGUGAACAGGGACUUCACGGUGGUGUUCUCCUCCGCCGUCACCAUAUGUAUCCAAUCAACACAAUGGAAGCUGGGCGAGAGGGACACAACUAGUGGGAGAAGACUUAUCGUGACUGGUUCUAGCGAUGGUGAUCGUGAUUAUACUAUCUAUUUUAGGAUUGUGGAGACACAGUCCGAAGGAAUCUAUAACAUUCAAUGGUGUCCUACAGAAGUGUGUCCUACUUGCAAGUUUGAUUGUGGGACUAUGGGUGGAUUACGCGAGAAUGGCAAGAUUCUGGAGGCUCUGGAUGGUAAUGUUCUUCCUGUCAUGUUUGAGAGGAGGGCAUAAUCGUCAGUGUCGUUAUAGUUUGUGAAUCAAGUAGUGUAAUAUUUGGUUUAUAUUAUUGUUGUUGUUGUUGAUGGUUUUUUAGUAUUUGUAAUGUGGUUAAGGAAUAAUUGUGGGUUAUUUAUUCAUCCUAAUUAGCAGAAUAAGAGGAUGAAAGGAAGAUAUCAUGUAUUCUUUCGUUGUUAUUUAUAUAAUAAAGCUCUAAACUGUCCAAUUUUUA